CAAUCAAGUUGAAGGUUUUUCUAACAAUUUUCAGUUCAGUGAGAGGGCAUCAUUCAAUAACUCAUGCCAUGAUGAAAAACGCCGAAGCCAACCCACCACCCAAAAGAACCGUCAAAGGGAAGGCAAAGAUCGGUGGGGAGGGAAAGACUAGAAAAGAAAAAGCAUAAAGAAAAAAGAAUUGAAGAACAGAAGCAAACAAACCAGAGCAUGGCAGACACUGUGAGGGGUGCCAGUGUUGUUGGCAACCUUCCUCAUGUGUUAGGUACCGCACUAGCACCGCAUGCUGGGCAUAUCGAUAUAUCUGAAGGGUGGUAAUCACUUUGGGUCCCUGAUCGCGUUUCCCCCCCACACUCGAUUGAUCUUCCCCAUCUUGCUGCUUCGGAGACAUGUCGAUCGCUUUUGCAGCCAUGCGCAGGUCCAGCUACACCAUCUGCACGACUUGGACCGCCACGUUCCAUCUGCGCAAGAUGAGCGCGGAGUCAUUGGCUGCUGUUACUAGACUUAAAGAUUCCGGCUUCAUAAAAACGCAAGGCCUCGUUGGUGGGAAAUGGGUAGAUGCUGAAGAUGGAAAAACUCUAAAGGUAGAAAAUCCCGCUACUGGUGAUCUUAUUUGUACAGUCCCAUACAUGGGCCAAAAGGAGACGAGUCAAGCAAUUUCAUCAGCAUAUGAAACGUUCCAAUCUUGGAAGAAACUUUCUGGGGCUGAAAGAAGCAAGCACUUACGGAAAUGGUAUGAUUUGUUAACUGCCCAUAAGGAAGAACUGGCUCAGCUCGUGACACUUGAACAAGGAAAACCAAUGAAGGAAGCCCUGGGGGAGAUAACCUAUGGUGCCGACUUUGUUGAGUUCUAUGCGGAGGAGGCAAAACGUGUAUAUGGUGAUCUUCUGCCUUCUCCCCUCACUGAUCGACGUUUACUUGUCUUGAAACAGCCUGUUGGUGUGGUUGGGGCAAUCACUCCUUGGAACUUCCCUUUGGCUAUGAUCACAAGGAAGAUUGGUCCUGCUCUUGCUUGUGGCUGCACCGUUGUUGUUAAACCAUCAGAGCUUACACCAUUGACGGCAUUAGCAGCAGCUGAACUUGCAUUACAAGCUGGAAUACCACCGGGUGCAUUCAAUGUUGUAAUGGGCAAUGCUUCUGAGAUUGGAGAUACUUUACUGGCUAGUCCUCAGGUAAGAAAGAUCACAUUCACAGGCUCAACGGCUGUUGGAAAGAAACUAAUGGCUGGUGCUGCAGAGACAGUUAAGAAGGUGUCCUUGGAACUUGGUGGGAAUGCUCCUUGUAUUGUAUUUGAUGAUGCUGAACUGGAUGUUGCAGUUAAAGGAGCUCUUGCUGCAAAAUUUCGUAAUAGUGGUCAGACCUGUGUAUGUGCUAACAGGAUACUAGUACAAGAAGGUAUUUACGAAAAGUUUGCAAAUGCUUUUGCUGAUGCUGUACAACAGCUGCAAGUAGGGAAUGGAUUGACGGAAGGUGUUGCCCAGGGUCCAUUGAUCAAUGAAGCUGCUGUACAAAAGGUUGAAUCAUUUAUACGUGAUGCCACAAACAAGGGUGCAAAAGUUUUGAUUGGAGGAAAAAGGCAUAGUCUUGGUAUGACAUUUUAUGAACCAACAGUGCUGGGCAAUACAAAUACAGAAAUGUUGAUAUCCAGGGAAGAAGUAUUUGGACCUGUUGCACCUUUAUUGCGUUUUAAGACGGAGGAGGAGGCUAUUCAUAUGGCUAAUGAUACAAAUGCAGGACUAGCUGCAUAUGUUUUUACCAAUGAUAUCUCACGGUCAUGGCGGGUGACGGAAGCCCUUGAAUAUGGGUUGGUUGGUGUAAAUGAAGGACUAGUUUCUACUGUGGUGGCUCCAUUCGGUGGAUACAAACAAUCAGGGCUUGGGCGAGAAGGUUCCAAGUAUGGAAUCGACGAGUACCUAGAGCUGAAAUACGUAUGCCUCGGGAACAUGAAGAGCGCAUGAAGCUGUUCUAUGCCUUCUGCAAUUUGUGAUCCUGCGAUUCAGUGCGGUAGAGAGGCGCAGCAGGGGGUGGGAGUUAAUAAUCAGAGAGAGAGAGAGAGAGAGAGAGAGAGAGGUCAAUAAUCUGUAUGCGGAACAGAUUUCUUGGUUUUGUAGUUGGAUCGACCUUUGAAGCCUGAUCUCGGACUAAAAUUCUGCAAAUUAAACAUCGAACCUGAACUA
Nymphaea colorata (pocket water lily) is the source of this 2174-nucleotide messenger RNA. RefSeq names its product succinate-semialdehyde dehydrogenase, mitochondrial. The record is from RefSeq and is a predicted model, not a curated record. Bases 387 to 1955 code for a protein of 522 amino acids. NCBI's taxonomy places the organism in Eukaryota, Viridiplantae, Streptophyta, Magnoliopsida, Nymphaeales, Nymphaeaceae. Gene Ontology annotation, molecular function: succinate-semialdehyde dehydrogenase (NAD+) activity. The transcript has 20 exons. Gene Ontology annotation, biological process: aldehyde metabolic process; GABA catabolic process.